AUGGCUCCACCUGGGGAUCCGCGGUGCCUCUGCAGGCUGGUGCAGGAGGGCCGGCUGCGCGCCCUGCAGGAGGAGCUGGAGGUAGUUGGAGGUUGCCAGGGGCCAGAGAUGGCCCUAGGCAGCCGAGGGCCAGCCGGAGACACCCUUCUCCACUGUGCAGCACGCCAUGGGCGCCAGGACAUCUUAGCGUACCUAGUGGAGACUUGGAGUAUGGACAUCGAGGCUACCAACAGAAACUACAAGCGGCCUCUGCACGAAGCUGCCUCUAUGGGCCACCGGGACUGUGUACGCUACCUCCUGGGCCGAGGUGCAGUCGUGGACUCCUUGAAGAAGGCAGACUGGACUCCUCUGAUUAUGGCUUGCACAAGGAAUGAAGUGAUCCAGGACCUUGUAGAACACGGUGCUAAUCCACUCCUGCAGAACAAGGACGGCUGGAACAGUUUCCACAUUGCCAGUAGAGAAGGCGACCCCGUGAUUCUCCGGUACUUGCUCACUGUCUGCCCAGAUGCUUGGAAAACAGAGAGCAACAUUAGAAGAACUCCUUUCCACACUGCAGCAAUGCAUGACUGUUUCGAAGCAGUCCAGGUGCUUCUUGAGAGGUGUCACUAUGAACCAGACUGUAGAGACAACUGUGGUGUCACGCCAUUCAUGGAUGCAAUUCAGUGUGGCCAUGUUAGCAUAGCCAAGCUGCUCCUUGAAAACCAUGAGGCUUGCUCUUCAGCUGCAGAUAGCCUGGGGGCCCAGGCUCUACACCGAGCAGCAGUCACCGGGCAGGUUGAGGCCAUAAGAUUCCUGGUGUGCGGUCUUGGCAUUGAUGUAGAUGUGAGAGCAAAGUUAAGUCAACUCACAGCACUUCACUCUGCAGCGAAGGAAGGACAGACGAGUACAGUUCAAACUCUGUUGUCCUUGGGUGCCGACAUCAACUCUACAGAUGGAAGAAAGCGCUCAGCCCUGCAUCUGGCCUGUGCAGGUCAGCAUGUGGCUUGCCCCAGGUUCCUCCUACAGUUGGGACUGAAGGAAUCCACAGACCUAACAGGCACCUUGGCCCAGCACCUCACAAGGAGCGUAGAUAUCCUUCAGGACUUUGACCACGAUGUGAAAUCAUAG
Mastomys coucha (southern multimammate mouse) is the source of this 1107-nucleotide messenger RNA. RefSeq names its product ankyrin repeat domain-containing protein 16-like. Lineage: Eukaryota; Metazoa; Chordata; Mammalia; Rodentia; Muridae. The record is from RefSeq and is a predicted model, not a curated record. Gene Ontology annotation, molecular function: protein binding.